CGUCAGUCCGUCACAGAAAGCGACAGGGUCGGGUGGGUCGAACAGUGAGCCUAGGGUGAGAGACGAAACCCUGUGGUUACGAGAUCAGAUCUGAUGAAGUCGUGUUAACUCCGGACGUUUUCUAUUCCCAAUCGAUCUCUACACGAUUACUAGUCGCCGGUCGUGAAGCCGGCCGUUCAGUGCGCAUUCGCAGUACAAAAGAGACUUGUGAUAUUUUUCUAGUAUAUAAGUUCCGGAACGGAACGCUUUAAUUUUUUUGGUAUUUAAAGUGUACAAUAUAAGUAAAAAUUUGGAAAAUAUGGAAAUCCUGCCGGUUACGAGUCAGUUUAACGUCGGAUUCAAUAGUGAAAAAGCCUGGAAUGGGCCGACGUGGCGGGAAGCGCCGGUGCCGGUUCCGACGGAAACGGCGUUGGCCCAGAGGCUCGAGAGGGAAUUGCGGGCGGCCAAGGGAGCUAGCGAGCUAGCCACCGCCGAGGUGCUGGUGCCUGCCGAGUUGCUCGCGAGAGCCUCUAGGCAGACCCUGGCGCUGGCGGAGGGCGAGCCCUGCGGCUCGCGGGGUGCCGCCGUCAUCGUCGACGUGGCGGGGAGGCGGUUAGCGGCUUUCAAAAUCGACCCCAACACAUUGACGACGCACGAGAUCCACUUACACCUGGAGCACGAUGCGACGAACUGGACCAGCCUGUUGCCGCAGUUUUUAAAAAAUUUAACGCGAGGCGGCACCAUCAUCAUCAGCCCCCAGUUCACGAUAGAAAAGAAAAAACUUUUCCGAAGCCAGGCAGAGUGAGCCUCGGCGCGUGCGAGCGAGCCGACUGAUUGCCCUCCUCGUUACUACGUAUCGUUAUUUUAACAAAUAUCAAUAUUAUAUGUAUAUUAAUUAUAUUUUUAAUAAGAGAAAAAAAAGCACAGCGUGAUAUGUAAUGUAUAGUUGUAGAAUAAGCGCGCGGUGGAGCGCAUAGGGCGCGCGAAGGCGAGGCGAAAUGCGCUUUGUAGCACAAAGCGUCGCUCUUCGCUCGCCGGUCGCGCGCGGCGGGCGGGCGGCCCCGAUCUCGCGCUCCCGCGGCUCUGCCCACCGUAGCGGCCGCCCGCGCCGUCCGCACUCCGCACUUAUGUUAAUCGUUGUUGUAUUUUAUUGUGGGAUGUCUGUCUGUUAGUGGCUGGGCGAGUGCUUGUCGCGGCGGCGUUAGGUGCGCACCGAGAUCUCAGUCGCCGCCGCGCGUGUGAUACUGAUGAUACCCUGAACGAUUUAGUGUUACGUAUUUUUUUGUUUCGCGUUCGAUUCUAUUCUGAAGUUGUGUAGACGUAUAUUACAUGUCUCGUAAUUGUAUUUAUUAGAGGCGAUCUCGCGAGGGAUCAGAUAUGUGUACGUUUUCGUAAUUGUACUAGUUCGUACAUUUGUUUGUGAUACUACUUUUGUAAUGUAUAAAAUUUAAAUGAGAAAAUAUUAUACUUUAAUGAAUAAGAGAGCACGCAUGCAGAUUAUAAUGUUGAGUGAAGUCGUAAGUGGAGGCAAUAGAGGGAGAGAGCGCGGAGUUCCGCGUUGUAAUAUACUGCAAAGAUCUCAGGUUAUAUUAUUAUAGUUAUAACAAGUAUUAAGUUAUUUAAGUUAAUAUAAAGAUUGUAAUUUUUAUAAGAUUGUUUUCUAUCAGCGCGCAAUGCAGCGUUCUAUAGUCCAGUGUGUAAAGAGAGAAAUUUUGUACUAACAGUACCUUUAUAGAUGACGAGAUAUUAUCGAAUUAAAGCAUUUUCUUCAUCCAGUGUACAGUACUAUGUAAUGUAAAUCAAUAGACUAACAGUUUUUAAAGAAAUCUAAAUGUUUGUAGGGUCCAGUGUUUUAAAAACGCACAAUAUCAUAGUCCUAGAAUUCACUUUCAUCAAAAAACAUUAAAAAAUCAUACAAAAAAAUACUUCUUAAACUUGGAAUAUACAAAAACUAACAAUAAAGUGUAUCAAUUGUUUAUAAUUGAUAUUUAUUUCAUAGACAGUAAAAAAAGAAAAUGUAGAAAUUAUAAAAAAAUACAUAGUUUCAAAAAAUUUA
Molecule: messenger RNA, 2035 nt
Organism: Colias croceus (clouded yellow)
Lineage: Eukaryota; Metazoa; Arthropoda; Insecta; Lepidoptera; Pieridae
Product: protein charybde-like
Exons: 3
Coding region: 299-784 (161 amino acids)
Biological process (GO): apoptotic process; regulation of TOR signaling; negative regulation of signal transduction
Cellular component (GO): cytoplasm
Source: RefSeq, a predicted model, not a curated record